Stomoxys calcitrans (stable fly) is the source of this 5546-nucleotide messenger RNA. It is a transcript of the gene pdm3, whose product is annotated as serine-rich adhesin for platelets. The coding region runs from base 209 to 4591 and encodes 1460 amino acids. Gene Ontology annotation, molecular function: DNA-binding transcription factor activity, RNA polymerase II-specific; RNA polymerase II cis-regulatory region sequence-specific DNA binding. NCBI's taxonomy places the organism in Eukaryota, Metazoa, Arthropoda, Insecta, Diptera, Muscidae. The transcript has 13 exons. Gene Ontology annotation, biological process: regulation of transcription by RNA polymerase II. The record is from RefSeq and is a predicted model, not a curated record.
AGGCAAACAUAAAACAAAGAAACAGUUUUUAAUAUUCCAAGCCAGCAUUGAAGAAGACCAACUUUUGGCGGGGCUUAGAGAAACACCAACCAAAACGGUGACGUUGUUUAAUCGAUAACAGUAAGAGGAAAAAACUGGACCAAACCGAAAGUACGAUUUUCAUUUCGAUCUUUAAGUUUGUGUUAUCUCUUCACAAUGUAUUACUGACAUGGCGGAAGGUUGCGAAGACACAGACAACAACAGUGGUAAUCGUAACGCCGACAACGCCCCUACCAUGUUGGGUACCGUUCUACCCUGCGAAGCUGCUAUAACCGCCUCCUUGGGUGUAUCCGGUGGUGGCGUAAUGAAACGAGAAUUUGUCGAUGCCACCAGUGUUCUCGGUGCUCAUCUCACGGCCAGUGUCAGUUUGGCCAGUCCCAUUACAGCCCCAAUGAUAUCGCCCUCUAAUAGCACAGUCAAUAAUGGCCUAAAUCACAUAACACAAAGUUCGGUGUCAUCAACGACGCCAGCCGCCUCGAAUACAUCUCCAGCCGCUAGACCCACAAGCACAGCCAAGACGAACAGCAGCAGCGGCAGUUCCUUGGCACCGUUGGUGUGUGCCACAGCACUUUCUUCCUCAUCGUCGUCGUCAUCCUCAUCCUCGUCAUCAUCCUCAUCGAAUUCGUCAAUAUCAUCGACAACCUCAUCGUUGAACUCAACAUCGACGGCAUCAUCGUCGACCACAGCGGCCAUAGCAAAUACGUCGAAUACAAAUAAGUCACCCUCCUCAUCGCCCUACUCCAGUGCUGCUGUGGCCUCGCUGAGUGGUGUAUCACCGCAUUCGCCAGGGCGUGCUACACCGGGACCCAAUUCAAAUGCCAGUUGUGGCAUGGCAGCGCCAUCUUCAGCACCAACGCCGACAGGAGUUGCCGUCAAUGUGGCAGCAACAGUGACAGCCUCAACGUCCAAUAGUUGUGGGACACCCCCUCCCACAGCUGGGCAUAUGGCUUUGCAUAUAAAAACUGAAGCGGACUUUGACAAAGAAAUACCUCCAGAAAAACUUAAUUCUCCCCUGGGCAAUAGCAUUGGUGAUUUGCCACUGCAAUUUAAUGGACCCGAUGAAAAGGAUCACCUCAAGGAAUUGGAAUUUUAUAAGAAUUUAGCAAAAGCUGCCUCGUUGGCAUCACAAAAUAACAAUAACAACAAUACCAGCAAUAAUAAUCUAGAUAAAUCACCAAUACCUCAUCAACAACACCACCAUCAAAAUUCCAAUGAUUUAAAUUUAACAUCACCAGCUGGCUCACCGGAACCCAUGCAAAUCGAUGUGGAUCCACAUCUGCAUCAUCACUCACAUCACCCGCAUCAGCAUCAGCAUCAUCAUCUGCAGCGUGCCAAAGAGGAAGAAGAAGACGAGGAUGUACAACAUGUGGAUAGUGAACAGCAUAGCAGCCGACAUGAGCCACAUGAAGAUCAUAUGAUGACCGAUGCCGAUGUUGAUCUUACGGAAUCGCAUCUGCAUCAACAUCAUCAACAGCAACAACAGUCAUCGGAUCAAGCCAAGGCUUUAGCAGCUGCUGCAGCGGCGGCCCAAGCUCACCUAAAUGGAACUAUUUCUUCCCCCUAUUCCAUUCUAGUGCAAGAAAUGCUAAAUUUACAAAAAUUACAAAGUCUCUCAACAUUCCAACAAGAACAAAGUAUAGGCGGCACUGCAGCCGCACUGGCCAGUCUGCAAGGUUUGGCGGCUGGCAUACAGGCCACUGCAGCGGCGGCGGCUCUAAAUUCUCCCCUCAAUUUGAGUGUGGCCAAUAGCGGUGGUAUACCCACAAGUAUGGCUUCGGAAUUGCUUAAUUCGCACCACAAAGUUAUGGGACACAUGGCCGAGAGUGCGGGCAAUAGUAAUGGUGGCGGUGGAGAUAAUCAAAACAGUCACAGUUCUUCUUCGCCGAAUCAUGGCAGUGGCAAUCUGGCGGGGAGUGGGGGACAAUCAACGGCUUCUACACAGAAUGCUUUGGUCAAUGCUUUAAAUAAUGCUGCAGCUGCGGCGGCGGCACAAGGAACAGCGGCCACCGCUUCGCCACCGCCGCAAUUGCAAGCGCCUCCAGCCAGCGCACAAAUGCCACAGCUGAUAUUGGCCUCAGGGCAAUUGGUGCAGGGAGUGCAGGGAGCACAACUGUUAAUACCCACAGCUCAAGGCAUUGCUGUGCAGACCAUACUCACCAUUCCAGUGAGUCCUCAAGUCAAUACCAACGAACAAUUCCUAACGAACUUUGGAGCUUUUGCCGGUUUUCCCACACCACAGGCGCCAGCACCACCCCCACCGGCUCCACCCCAACUACUGGGAGCCGCAACGCCACAUCUGUCAGCCUCUCUGGCUGCCUUACAUCAACCGCCCACCUUGCCUCAACUUGCCCAAGCACCAACGAAUUUACUCAAACCUAAUCUCUUCUCCAAUGGAGUGCAACAACUGCUGGCUGCUUUGCAUCCGGAACUAUUUGCAGCGGCUGCGGCCAACCACCAUCAUCAACAACAGCAGCAGCGGCAACAAGAGCAGCAACAACAGCACCAACAGCAGCAGCAUGCCCAACAGCUGGCUGCCCACCAUCAUCAUGAGUUGCAUUUACGAGCGUCCAAUGAAAGAUCCCCGCCUUCUUCGCCCACAAAUAGUACAAAAGCCGCCGCUGCGGCGGCGGCAGCAGCUGCUGCAGCUUUCCAUCUUCAGUCCCAGUUGCAUAUCAAGCCCGAAACCCAACCUCAUCUACAUCCACAUCAUCAUGCGGCUGCGGCGGCAGCGGCCUUACAUCACCACACCCAGGCCCUGAGACAUGCCGAAGGUCUGGCCUCUCCCAAGCUGGAGUGCAAGCCCAAGGUCCACCAAGAUGAUGGCGAAGAUUCACCUUUGGGCCGACAUCAUUAUGGGGGACACCAUCGUUUGAGCAACACCUCGUCAGCUUCACCACGUCCCACUUCGAGUGCUUCCAGUAGUUUGACUCUCAGAGAGCGAGAAGCUCGAGAACAACAUGCUGCCCUCAAGCUAAGUCCCACGCGACCAAAUAGCAGUAGCGCUGUCAGCAGUGGCAUCAAUUUAAGUCAACUAGGCAAUGAGCGUGAAAAGGAGCGUGAAAGAGAACGAGAGAGAGAACGCGAAAGAGAAAGGGAAAGAGAUAGAGAACGUGAGAGGGAACGAGAAAGAGAUCGUGAGCGAGAACGCGAGGAAAAGCGAGAGCGAGAAGGAUUCAGGGAACGGGAACGUGAGCGCGAUAGAGAAAGAGAACGCAUAAGAGCUGCUUCACCUGCCACCUUAAAUGCCCGAAGUGCUGCAGCAGCCGCCGCAGCUGCUGCUGCCUUGGCCAAAGAGGCUGCGGCAGCCAGCCAGGCUGCUGCCUCAUCCUCGAGCAACUGCAACGAAAGAGGCUAUUCUUCACCUGUGGGCUCCUCCUCCAGCAACCAAAUAUUUCGAUCGCACUCGCCACAUAUGUCACAUCAUUCCCUGGGUCGACAGACGCCCCAUCCCAUGUCCCUGGACUCGCCGCAUGAAAGAGAUUAUAUGGGUAACGGUGUGGGUCUACUGUCAGCAUCAUCCUCCUCCAAUACGGCCACCUCCACGGCCAAUGUACUUAGUAGCAUGAAUAGACUUUCCUCCUCCAAUGGUGAAUUGACCAUUAGCAAAUCGCAUGGUCCGCCAACUGCCACCGCCACCAGAGCCCUAUCGGCCUCACCCACCUCACCUUCAGCGGGACCAAAUGUUUCAGCCUCAAAUCCUUCCUCAUCGAUGCAUCAUCACACACCUCAUCAUUCGAUGCAUUCAAUGAAAAUGAGUCCAACCACCAGUGCAGUGCUGCAACAGCAGCUGGAGCGUGAACGGGAACGAGAAAGAGAACGUGAUCGCGAACGUGAACGUGAACACAUGGGAGAAUUACCACCACCGCCAUCUAUGUCACCCAAUGGUACGGAGGGAUCAAUUGGCGCUCAUGAUCUACUUAUGGAUUCACCGAAUGAGCCCACCAUCAAUCAGGCCACCACAAAUAUGGUUGAUGGCAUUGAUUUAGAUGAAAUAAAAGAAUUUGCCAAAGCAUUUAAGUUAAGACGUUUAUCAUUAGGUUUGACCCAGACCCAAGUGGGCCAGGCCUUAUCUGUAACUGAGGGUCCGGCCUAUAGUCAAAGUGCCAUAUGCAGUGCUUUAGCCGCACAAAUGUAUGCUGCUCAACUCUCGUCUCAACAACAAAACAUGUAUGUUGAAAACGGAACAAAUAAGUUCGAAAAGCUGGAUAUAACACCAAAGAGCGCUCAAAAAAUUAAACCUGUUUUAGAGCGUUGGAUGAAAGAGGCCGAAGAGAGCAGUCACUGGAACCGCUUUAAGUCUGGACAAAAUCAUUUAACCGAUUAUAUAGGAGUGGAGCCAUCGAAGAAACGCAAGAGACGUACCUCGUUUACACCGCAAGCUUUAGAGCUUUUAAAUGCUCAUUUUGAGCGUAAUACCCAUCCAUCGGGCACAGAAAUUACUGGUCUUGCCCAUCAGCUUGGUUACGAGCGUGAAGUCAUACGUAUUUGGUUCUGCAAUAAGCGACAGGCCCUUAAAAACACCGUUCGCAUGAUGUCCAAAGGCAUAGUCUAAAUUGCUGGGUCAAAAGUUUUUAAGCCAUUAUCAUCACAUAUAACAAGGAAAAAAUUUAUGUUUCAUCAAAAGCCAUUGCCAUCAUUAACAUCAUUAUUACAAGGGAGUUGAGAUUUCCAUACAACAUUUAAUAUGUAUAGAAAAAGUUUAUAUAUAAAAAAACUAAGUAUUUUGUGAAAAAAGCUUUAGGUUUUCAAGAAAACUGUCAAUGUGGAAAUUGUAUGAUGAAUAUUACAAGUUACAAUUAUGAAGUCAGAAAAUUGUCGUCUGUAAAUGGCAAGGAGAAUAAUUAUAACCCUGUUCUCUUUCCCCAUUUGUUUCGAUGAAAAAAAUGGUAGAACAUCUAAGCAGGUCUAAAAAUUGUUAUAGCAGAAGCAAUGUUAACUCGGUAGCUAUUUCACCAACAUACCCUUUGCCUGCCUGGUAUACUGCUAGAUCUAGACGCUUUCUAUUGUAGCACUGAACUUUUUGCUCAAGAUCCUGAAUCGAAAUCGUCUCCACUUUAGCUCUCUUGAUAAUCAAUAAAAUUAAGGGUAUAUCUCUUCGGAACAGUCACUUAUACGAAGCCAAAAACGACUGAGGUCCUAUUAUCCCUUCUACCGGGGUUACCAAUACUGACCCUUAAUUUACAACGCUAUAAGUUUAUGAAUUUUUCUACGAUUUUUUCUUAAGGAUCAUCGGAAAAACUUCUCACUCAACUCUAUAAGUGCUCUAGCAAAAUAAUAUAACAAAAUAACAGAUCUCUAUCUGUACCAUUGUACGGCUAAAGGCAGUAUAGCGAAAAAAUUAAGGAGGGGGAAACCUAUUCACGAUAAAGGCGCAAGGGGCCAGCAAACGAAGAAAAGUUCUUUUUGUCGAAGAUUUCCUCCAGUUAACCGCUUCAUAAAAUGGCUUUUUGCCUGAAGUGGAUUCUGGAACUGAAAGAAGUGUUCAGCAGUUCUCUCCGCAAUCACCG